Colletotrichum spaethianum is the source of this 360-nucleotide messenger RNA. RefSeq lists its product as uncharacterized. The transcript has 2 exons. The record is from RefSeq and is a predicted model, not a curated record. Lineage: Eukaryota; Fungi; Ascomycota; Sordariomycetes; Glomerellales; Glomerellaceae. Bases 1 to 360 code for a protein of 119 amino acids.
AUGUCUGAAAUCAAGCUGAGCUCAAAUUCGGCUCCUCUUGGCGGCUGGGUUGAUGAGCUUUUCAACAAGAUAUUUUUCCAGCCCAACGACAUACUCUCGCAUGAGGCCUUCAAGGAACAUACUGCCUCUGAUCUACUUGUCAGAGUCAAAGACUCUAUGAACGUCCAGUCGAACAACGAAAUCCAAGUCUGGAAUGCCCCCGAUGGCUCUGGCGGGGGCUGCGUGGCUCACAUGUGGCACCUUAUUUUGACCGAAAAGACCAGUAGGCAAACUGUCAAGAGCUCGAGUCUGACUCUGGCCAACGUGCAGAUUCGCGAUGGAAAGAGGGUUCUAGUUGAGCUAACAGAGGUGGCAAAAUGA